Messenger RNA from Phacochoerus africanus (Common warthog), 4028 nucleotides. It is a transcript of the gene IGSF22, whose product is annotated as immunoglobulin superfamily member 22. The record is from RefSeq and is a predicted model, not a curated record. Lineage: Eukaryota; Metazoa; Chordata; Mammalia; Artiodactyla; Suidae. Gene Ontology annotation, molecular function: protein binding.
AUGACAACCAUUCACCGCAAGCAGAUGGUUCAGGAACACGUGUCCAUGGAGUUCUCCAGCUCCACCACCCACGUGCAGACCUUCUCCCAGACAACCAAGAUCGUGGGAGAGGAAUUCAUGACAAGGAGGUCCUCCAGAUCUUCGGAGUUCUUCAGCUUGGUGACCCGGAGUUCCAGCAUCCCUGCCGGCAAGAGCGUCCCCGAGUUCGUGGAGAAACCUCGCCCAGUCACCGCACCCGAGGGGGAUAGAGCUGUGUUCUGAACCCGGGUGCAAGGGAACCCCAAACCCCACGUCUCCUGGAAGAGGGAGAGCAGCAUCCCCAUCAAGGAGUCCGCCAAGAUGUUCUACGACAGCAUUAACAAGGAGCACGUGCUGAAGCUGGAGCCACUGACCUCGGAUGACUCUGACAACUACACGUGCAUCGCAAGCAAUGACCAUGCAGACACCAUCUAUACUGUGUCCUUGCUGGUGACCAAAGGCUAAGAAAAAGUGGAUUUCAAAAAGAUGUUGAAGAAGAGGGGACCCCCUGCUCCCAAGAAGAAGCAGAAGAAGAUGACAGAUGAGAAAGAGAUGCUGGAGAUUUUGUCCAAGGUGCCCAAGAAGGACUUUGAGAAGGUCUGCAUGGAGUAUGGUUUCACCAACUUCCGGGGGCUGCUCAAGAAGCUCAAAGAGAUGAAAAAAGUGGAGGUGGAGACCAUCCGGAUUCUGAAGCCCCUGGAAGACAUAGAGACCAAGGUGGACAGCACGGUGGUUUUUGAAUGCAUCAUGGAGCUGAAGGACCCCAAUAUCAAAUGACGUGGCUCAUGGCAGGAUGAUGAGCCCCUGAGGAUCCAGUACUCCCUGGGCAGGUAUGACACGAAGCAGAUGGGCACCAAGUACAUGCUGGCAAUCACCAACGUGAACAUAAACGACGCAGGCACCUACAGCCUGUGCGUGGGCAACAAGCGGAUGAAUGCAGAGCUCACGGUCCUGGAUGAGCCACUGAAGUUCUUGGGAGAGAUGAAGCCCAUGAAGGAGACAGAGCCAACAGCAGUGUUUGAGAUCCGCCUCUCCAAGAAAGUGCCCAACUUUGUGUGGAAGUUCAAUGGAAAGGAGUUGAAGAGGGAUGACGAGUAUGCCAUCACAGUGUCUGAAGAUGGUCUGACCCACACGCUUAAGAUCAAGGAUGCCAGACUCAGCGACAGUGGCGAGGUCUCUGCCGAGGUAGGGAACCUGGUUCAGAAGGCCCAGCUCAAUAUUGACUGCAUCCCCAUAAAGUUUGUGAGCAACCUCAAGAAUGUACUUGUGAAAGAGAAGACCCGUGCAUGCCUUGAGUGUGAGCUGACGUCCAAGGAUAUGACCCUGCGCUGGAAGAAGGACAGGCAGCUGCUGGAGCACAGCCCCAAAUACAGGACGAGCCAUGAGGGCAAGCGAGCAGAGCUGGUCAUUGAUGACGCGCAGCUCAGUGACAGCCUCGAGUACACGGUGGUGGCUAUGCAGGAUGGGAACCCCACUGAAUACUGCAGUACUGCUGUACUCACCGUGGAGGAGCGGCUGGCCACGGUGAAGAGCGGGAUGUCUGAUGUGCAGGCGGCCACAGGGACCCCGGCUGAGCUGUGCGUAGUGCUGAACGACGAGAAAGUGGAGGGCAUGUGGCUGAAGGAUGGCAAGGAGAUCAAGGGCUUGCCUGGCGUGCAGAUCGUGAAGCAGGGUGCGGUGCACAAGCUCAUCUUCCCCAAUAUGGGGCCCGAGCACGAGGGCAAGUACACAUUCCGGGCCAGGGGUGCAGAGAGUGAAGCCUCAGUAUUUAUUGCAGAUCCUCCUAUCAUCGACCUGUCGCUACUGGAGGCGCUAGCGCACCCUGUGACCGUGAAGGUGGGCCACACGGCGAACAUCAAGGUGCCUUUCCGAGCCAAGCCUCUGCCCAAAGUGACAUGGUACAAGGACGGCAUGGAAGUGACGGAGGAGGAACGCGUGUCAAUAAAGCUUGGGGAAGAGCAGGCGCUGCUCACCAUUUCAAACUGGAACAGCGGCCUUAUUCUGCUCAAGCUCAAGAAUGACUACGGCACAGCCACUCUGCACCUCAGCGUGCUGGACCGUCCCAAGCCUCCCCAAGGCCAGGUGGAGUUCCUGGAGCUCUCCGGGAAUUGUGUGCACAUGAAGUGGAAAGCCCCAAAGGACAACGGCGGGCGACCUGUGACACAGUUCAUAGUGGAACAGAGAGCAAUUGGCAAGAAGUCCUGGAUUAAGGUCGGCAAGGUGGACAGCAAAGUCACCAAGUUCUCCACCAACAUGGAAGAGGGGAAAGCCUACCAGUUUCGAAUCCUGGCCAUCAAUUCAGAAGGAGUGAGCGACCUGCUGGAGACAGAGGAAGUAUUUGCAGGAAAUCCUAUUGAGCCCCCUGGUCUUGCCUCCCAGCCUCAAGUGACUGAUGUGACCAAAGAGUCCAUGACCAUCACAUGGAACGCCCCCACCCAAGAUGGGGGAGCCCCAGUGCUUGGCUACGUUGUGGAGCGGAGGAAGAAAGGCAACAACCUGUGGGUGCCAGUGAACAAAGACCCCAUCCAGGGUACCAAGUACACUGUGGAUGGCCUCCUGGAAGACACAGAAUAUGAAUUCCGAGUUGUAGCGGUGAAUAAGGCAGGCCCCAGACAGCCCAGUAUGCCGUCCAGCUCGGUGGUAGCCAAGAACCCUGUCAAACCCCCAGGCCUGGUGCAGGGCCUGCGCGUGUCUGAUUCCUCCAACUCCAGCAUCUCCCUGACCUGGAGGGCACCUGUAGAUGGAGACCCACCCUCUGGCUACAUCCUUGAGAUGCGGGCUGAAGACACCAAGGAGUGGGCCAAGUGCACAAAGAUCCCCAUCUCAGGCACCUACUCCACAAUGGGAGGCCUCACUGAGAGGCAGAAAUACUUCUUCCGAAUCCGGGCUGUGAACGAGGCUGGGGUUGGGGAGCCUGUGGAGCUAGACAAGGGGGUCCGGGCGAUGCCACCACUAGCUGCUCCCAAGUUACUCAGCACCCGGCUGAAGAGUCACAUGGUGGUUCGCGCUGGGACAGCUCUCUGCAUCCAUGCCACCUUCUCUGGCUCACCACCACCCAACGUGAUCUGGCAGAAGGACGGCAUCCCCACCAAGGGCAGGGAGACCAUCACCAAGAGCAAAAACCAUUCCCAGUUCCUCAUCAACAGCACCAAGCGCUCUGACUCAGGAGUGUACCGCAUCUUGCUCCAGAAUGAGUUUGGAGAGGCAUCCUAUGACAUCCAUGUGUGUGUAGCAGAUUUUCCACGGCCACCCACAAACCUACGGUUGUUUGAGGAGGUCCCCAACACUGUGACUCUGACCUGGAACCACAGCCCCAAUGUGCAGGAGGAUAGCGAGUCUCACUAUGUCAUCAUGAAGUGGGAUGCCAGCACCGCCACCUGGUUCACUGCAGCAGAGUGUGUUUUCAGCAACAAGUAGGUGACGGGUUUGAUCCCAGGCAGGAAGUACUACUUCAGAGUAACGGCCCGGAACAAAAUCGGUGACAGUGACCCACUUGACUCCAAGGAUACCUGGCAUGUCAACAAGGACAAGACCCGCACAAUCGAAGACCUGAGCACCAAGCCGAAGACGUACCAGCAGAAGGACUGGCGCCACGCGCCGCGCUUCCUGAUCCCGCUCAGGCCGCACAGGGUGCUGGGCGGCCAGGACUGCACCAUGACCUGCGCCUUCCUGGGGAACCCGCGGCCCACCGUGACCCUCUACAAGGGCGACGUCAACAUCACAGCCAAUUCCAAAUUCUGGUACAACUCCAUCAGCGGGGUGUGCACUAUCGUCAUCCCCACCUGCACACUCAAGGACAGCGGCGAGUACAGCGUGUUGGUGGAGAACGAGCUGGGCAAGGACCGCAGCAGCUGCAAGCUCACUGUCUAUGACAAAGAUGCCAAGUCAAUUCUAGCAUCCAUCACUAAGAGUCUGCAGAAGAAAUCAAAGUACUUUAUGUGAGCUCCAGCCCAGCCGAGGCAUCAGGAGGAUGUUGUAAUGUAGGGCUUCUUGGCCUGUCCUCUGUGUGG